UCUUUGCUAAGAAGCUGUAACGGAUUCAUUGGAGAGUUUGAUUUGGAAAAAAGUUCUGCGACUGAAAAGAUAUGACAAAUAUCUCCCAGAAAGACAGAAAAACUAUUUUAAAACAUUAUGCAUAACACGUUACAAAAUAUUUAUAAAUGAACAGACUAACUAUUAACGGAAAGAGCUCGAGAGUUAUCACUGUAUACAGAAAGUCUUUGUGGAGGAGUUUCUAAUGGAAAUUGGUUUUCAUUAACGAAUAUAUAACGAAACCCUUGUGAAAUCAAUCCUCUCACUUCUUAUUCGAAUUCGAGGCGAUACACCAUUUUUCAAACUUCCCAUCCAAUAGCUCUCUAAUGAACCAUGCCCACGUUAAAGAAAGGUAUUAAGCAGUGUUCUUUUACUUAAUUUUAAAGUGAAAGGUGUCAUUAUUCCAGAUUUCUUCAGGAUAUCAUUACUCUCAAAGAAACUUCCAGUUCAUAAAGAAGAGUUAUUUCACAUUUGUGUACAAUGAUAGACUCUAAUGAAAAAAGACCCCACCAAGUCAUAGACUUUAAAGUUAAAAGCACCCAGAUUAAUUUACAAAAUCAUAUGAAUGUGUCUAAUGGGACUGCUCUAACCCGCACGAACGCAAGUGUCAAGAAAGAAGUGGAAGAAACUAUGGAUCAGUUAAACCCAAAAAAUUUGAAUAUCACAUGGAAUAUAUACAAAAAUUUCAAGAUAUGUAUAUAUAAACCUCUCAUACCCUUGAAGCUAGCUUUGUUGCUUUGGUUUGGAGCUGGAGCAGUUCCUGCACCAUUCCUUGCUGUAUACUUUAAGCAGCGUGGACUUGCUCUAUCGGAAUUAUCAACAAUGUACAUGAUAGCUCCUAUAGUUCAGUUUAUAGGAACAACUUUAUCUGGAGUAAUAGCGGAUAAAAUAGGCAAAUCUAAACCAGUUCUUAUAGGCAACAUUAUUUUGGCAAUACUCUCUUCCGCUAGUAUAAUUUUGGUACCAAGAAUGAGCACUGAGAGUUGUGAACCAUAUUCACUGGACUGCGAUCAACUAACGCUUCGAAGACUAAUUGCAGGAACUCAGUCUGAAAUUAGAGAGGAUGUUAUCGAAGUAAAUUCUUGUAAGAUUAUAUGCCUCGAAAAUGGUACACAAUUGCACAGUGGAGAUUUGACUAUAUGUAAGAACAUAGAAGAAGAACAAAAAUUUGUGAACUUGUCUGUAUCAUUUAAUUUUAAUAGCACUUCUAAAAUAAAAAAUGAAACUUUUUACCAUAUCCUUCCUCUAAUGCAUAGAAAUACAACUUAUUCUUGGUGCCAUGAAUCACAAAAAGACCACUAUACUAUAGUUUGCACAUUUUUAUCCGAUGAAAUGUGUGAAUGGGAAAAAGGAUACAGAUGGAAGCUUUUGGUUACGAAUGUCAUGCUGUUUGUUGUUUAUCUAACCGCCUACACCAACUGCUACCGUAUUCUAGAUGUUGCUGCAAUGUCUUUAGUAAAGGAACAUAACUCUGAUUUCGGCCGAGAACGUUUCUUUUCUCUCCUAGGUAUCUUAAUAUUUUCUUCCAUUGCCGGUUACCUAGUUGACGCAUGUACAGCCCCAGGAAAAGAAAAAAAUUACGCGUCUGCUCUGUACUUUCACAUAGGAUUGCUGCUGGUAUCUUUAAUCAUUAUCUGUACACUAAAAGUCAAAAUUGAACCUCCGUCAAAAAAUAUGUGGAGAAAGUCGUUUUAUCUGAUUCAAAAUGCUGAUGUUAUUUCUUUCAUUUUAGUUCUUUUUGUUCUUGGUGCCACAUGGAAUUUUACAAAGAACUUUACGAAUUGGUUUCUCAUAGAACUAAACGCACCUGGGUCUUUGCUAGGAUUAAUACCAGCUGCAAGUAGUUUGUAUGGAUUGCCAUUUUUAUUGACUAGCAAAUGGUGGGUAAAGAAAAUAGGGUCUUCUAAUCUGUUUAUAUCAGCUCUUUUAGCAUAUGCUGUAAGUGCAGUUGGAUAUUCAUUACUAUACAACCCAUGGCUUGCCCUUCUCUUAGAAAUUACUACAGUAUUAAGUUACCAUUUGUUAUGGGUAGCUGUAGUCAUUCACAGCCAUGAUAUUGCACCUGAAGGUCUUACAGCAACUGUUAUUUCUACAGCAGGAGCUAUUCAUUACAGCAUAGGAAAAUUUACAGGCAGUCUGAUUGGUGGACUGAUAAUGGAUGCUUAUGGAGGAAGAACAGCAUUUAGAGUUAUCGCUAUUAUUUGCCUGGUUGCUGCAGUUAUGUAUGGACUUUAUGUGUACAUAAGCCGCUCUUGUUUCACAACGAAACAGGAUUUUAACAGCAAAGAUGCAGCUGGAAGUACUGGAUGCAAAGAUGUAUCGAAAGAGAUAUAUACACCAAGGAACAGAAGCUAGAGCAAAAAGAAAUUCAGGCUUUCAGAACUAAUGAAGUACAAAAUUAUUUAGCGGUUUUGAUUGCUUAUGCUUGCUGCUUAUUGCUAUUAUUAUUUUGUUUUAAAAAGAAAGUCUUUAAAAAUGUCGCAUGCUAUGCAUAAUAUAUUCUAUUAUCUUUCUUUUGGAAGAAAUAAAAAAUCAAUAUAUUCAUCAUA
Stegodyphus dumicola is the source of this 2567-nucleotide messenger RNA. RefSeq names its product major facilitator superfamily domain-containing protein 6-like. Lineage: Eukaryota; Metazoa; Arthropoda; Arachnida; Araneae; Eresidae. The record is from RefSeq and is a predicted model, not a curated record. Gene Ontology annotation, cellular component: membrane.